AUGAGCCACCGUCUGUAUGACCCUACCUCUGGCAAGAAGAAGAUUACAACACCGCGACAGAACAAGCCGGAAUUCGUUUCUGGUAAAAUCGGCCGGGAUGGCGUGGAUGGCCUCCCACAACUUCCCAUCGAUGAUCCUCUGAACCCCGAACUCCGAGUCCUCUUCCAUCAUUUCUUCAACUCGGUUUUCGAUCGGCUGGCUGGCAUCUUUCGAGGCCCUCUGCUCGAACCGGGCUACAAGAAUCGCAUGUUGGGCGUGGCCUUGAGCAAUCAGGCUUAUUGUAUGGGCCUCAUUACCCAAGCUCAAACCGACACUGCCAUUUCGAAAGGGACUUUUGCCGAGACGAGAGAGUCCCUCGAUCUUUACACCAGGUUGAUCAGCAUCUUCCGCAACCAACUGGCGGCCAGUACUGCCAACGGCCCACCCAACCCUAUGCACAUCGAACUUGCUCUGCUGGUUCUGUGUAUCCUCUUGUCCUACAAUGUGACUCGUGGCAAAUAUAGCGAACUCAAUAUGAACUGGACGGCAAUGCGACACCUCGUCAAUCUGAGGGGAGGUGUCCACAAUCUUACGAUGGCUCUUGCCUAUGUCGUCCACGUGGACAGGCUCUGUGCAACCAUGCUAGGUGCGCGCCCAACCUACGUGAGCCCCUCCCCACGACUGCACCAGCUCAAUCGGCCCUCUUCGAUCACCUAUAGUUCGGGGUUUGUGCGCCUCGAAACCUUCCAAAGCCAUCUGGUUGGCAGUCCCGUGCUCGAGCAUUGCUUAAGCACCUGUGAGCUCCUGUCGCUUCACCAGGCUUUCCACGAAGCUCCAUCGUCGGAGCAUCGUGCAGGUCCGCCGUUGCCUUCCAGUCCAGAGUAUCUAUACUACCUCCGCGACAGGGUAGACGAGGAUUUUGCCAUCCUGUAUUCGGAGAUGCUGCACCAAAAUACGCCGGCUAAAUGCAUCUUGCUGGCCACAAGGAUCGCUGAAUAUCCUGUCACAUGGGCCAACUACGUGCCUUCCAUCACCAUGGACCUGUGUACCGAAUUAUGUGCUAUGCUACGCAAUGAGGACUUGUUUGAAUGCUGGUCGGGAGCAUUGGACGUUCUCAGCUGGAUCCUCUUCGUAUUGCUGACCAGUCCUUGGCCGUUCGAGGGUCGAGAUUGGGCUUUGUCUUGCCUGCAAGGUAUCAUUGGGGCUAAGUAUGGCGCGGCUCAGUGGCCUAGUAACUGGUGGGAAGACGAGCUAGCCAGUGUCAAGGCUUUUGCAUGGUCUGAUGCCAAAUAUUCGGUGAAAUUCGCUCAGGUGUGCAAAGAGCUUGAAACUGGAACCCAGAGCCAGUCUGUGCCAGAGGAAAAGCCGAAAACCGAGCCCAAGAGUGAUCAGUGA
Messenger RNA from Capronia coronata CBS 617.96, 1374 nucleotides. RefSeq lists its product as uncharacterized. The transcript has a single exon. The record is from RefSeq and is a predicted model, not a curated record. Lineage: Eukaryota; Fungi; Ascomycota; Eurotiomycetes; Chaetothyriales; Herpotrichiellaceae. Bases 1 to 1374 code for a protein of 457 amino acids.